AUGACCAUAGUUAACAAGCCAAAAUCUUCAAAAUCUAAAAAAUCAUCAUCAAGGCGAUCUAACAAAUCUAAGAAACCCCGUACUAAAAAAAUGACAUCACGCACUGCAAAUUUGGGCCGGGUACCACCUGCAGAAGAUCCAAACAAAGUCUCUGUAGACAAAGGACCUGGGGGUGCUAUUUAUUGUAGAACAUCUCAAAAAGCUAAGCCCUUUGCCCGAAGAGAUCUAGUUGUCAAUGAUGGAAUUGCCCCGCCACAAAUGAUUCUUUUUCCACCGGAGAAAAUUUGUAUGGAUUGGGAACAAACACAAAGUGUUGGAGUUGGACUGCUCAAUCUUGGCAACACCUGUUUCCUCAAUUCUACUCUGCAAUGUCUGACCUACACGCCUCCCCUCGCCAAUUACAUGCUUUCCCUUGAACACACCCAGUCGUGUGGUGAAAAAGACUUCUGUAUGAUGUGUGCAAUGGAAACGCACAUUAACCAGGUCUUGUGUUGCUCUAAUGCUCCCAUCAAACCUACAUCUGUUAUCAAUGGCCUUAAAAGAAUUGGAAGAAAUUUCCAUUUUGGCAGUCAAGAGGAUGCACAUGAAUUCUUAAGUUUUACUGUUGAUGCUUUACAGAAAGCUUGCUUAAAUGGAAGCACGAAACUGGACAGAUCCUCUCAAGCCACCACACUUAUUUAUCAAAUAUUUGGAGGUUAUCUGAGAUCCCGAGUGAAGUGCAUGAACUGCAAAGCUGUUUCUGACACAUACGAGCCGUUCCUUGACAUUUCUUUGGAUAUAAAGGCAGUUACGUCCAUUACCAGAGCUCUAGAACAAUAUGUGAAACCAGAACAACUAGAUGGUGAAAACAGCUAUAAGUGCAGCAAGUGUAAAAAGAUGGUUCCUGCAUCAAAGAGGUACACAAUACAUCGAUCUUCCAAUGUUCUUACACUAUCACUGAAAAGAUUCGCUAAUUACACCGGUGGAAAGAUCAACAAGGAAGUAAAAUAUCCUGAAUAUUUGGAUCUUCGGGCAUAUAUGUCCCAAUCAAUUGGAGAACCACUCAUCUAUGCUUUAUAUGCAGUUCUUGUACAUAAUGGUUUCAGCUGUAACGCAGGACACUAUAUCUGCUACAUAAAGGCUGGUAAUGGGCGAUGGUAUCGAAUGAAUGAUGCCUCAGUAGAGCUUUCUGAUAUCAAAACAGUUCUCAAUCAGCAAGCUUAUGUACUUUUUUAUAUCAGGCGCUAUGAUCUGUCACUUGGAGAACGUGCAUUUUACUUGCCAGCUCCGUCCUAUCCCCGUUCCUUCCUGGGCCAGCGAGGGGCUAAUAGUAAGCAGGCUGGAUUUAUGGGACCACGACUUCCUCCUCAUAUGAUUAAGAAUUCAAGUCGUUUAAAUGGAAAUGGACCCCUAAAAGAGGAUCCAAAUACUGUUGGCGUCACCCUGAAAAGGCCAUCGUCAGCUCCACCGACAGCGUGUGUUCAGAACUGGGCCAUUACCAGGCCUUCACUUACUGAUGCAUCAAAAAGUCAGAAAAUCACCAUCAGUAUUCACAACAAACUGCCUGCACGUCAGACCGUGUCCCGCCCCGCCUGUCCUAGUAGUGCUGUGGAGGAUGAGGACCUAAGCAAACCUGUUCCUUCAUCCACCAUUACCAAUUAUUCCGCAGCGGAGUCUACCUCAAAUACAUCUGUAGUGUCAGUUGCUGCUGACAUUUCUAAACAGGAAGUUCCUGAUGAAAUUUUUGUCAACCCAGCAGUGAAUGGAAAUGCUAAAGUAAGCUCCAGUAACACAGUCCCUUACAGUGCAGAGCCUUCAGGAAAAUCUGAGGAGACGAAGGGCUUGUUUAAACGGAACUGCAACGUAGUGUCUUCUAAUGGAAUUUUGAUGGGAAAGGUGGUUCAUGCAUUGCAGAAUUCCCAUGCUUCCUGCCAGAAUGCUGAAGAAAGAUCCCAGCAUGAGCUGCCAAAAAGUGAUUCACUCAAUGGUGCUAUUAGUUUAGAUAAUGAAUCUAAAGAAAAUGGACCAAAACGUAAUGAUUCCACUUGCCAAGUGCCACCUGUAAAACCAUCUGAGAUUUUCUUUUCUAAAACAAAUGGAUUGCUUGACACAAUGCCUAUACCUCAAGAAAUAAUACUAGAGUCUCUCAUGUAUAGCCAGAUGAACAUCUUACCAGAGGAAACAAGUGUCCCUGGACCUCAGAAGUGUUCCGAGAAUGAUACUCGUAUGGAUACUGUAGUAAUGGAAGCGUUGUUUGCAUAUGAAGAACCUAGGAAGGUUGCUUCCAACUUUAGCUGCAACACUGAGAACCUUUUUACUCAAUCAGACUGUGAAACCAUUUCUGCCAAAGACGUUGCUGAAAGUAUUAUUAAAAAAGCUGAUAAUGCACAUCCCAAUGUUAAUGGUCAGCAUAAGGUGAGGAAAAAAACCUUGGACAAUGAAGAAGAUUUCCUUGGGCAUUGUGAGUCAGAGCAGAGUAGAGACAAAGACAGACCAAGAAGAUCAAAAGAAACUGAAGUAAUUUCAAAAGAAAUCAAAAGGUCUCCUGAGAUCAAAGAAAAACUAGGGCAAACCUCCUCUAUAAAGGAGGAUGUUGAAUGUAGUUCUAAAAAACUUGUAUCUCUAGAUACCACAGAUAAAUGCCAAGUCACAAAGGACAUUUCUAACAAUUCUCUAGACAUACCACCUGUUAAUGGCUCUGCUGUUACAAACCAGAAUAAACUUUUGAAGAGUGAAUUUUCCAGAGAAAACAAAGGACUGAGUAACAGAAAAUCUGAAGAAGAUAAGUAUAGGAAAAAAUAUAAGAAAAGAGAAUAUGACUCUCAAAAAAGUGACAAAGAGCACUACCGAAAAAAGAGAGAAAUCUCAGAUACUGAAGAGGAGAAGCAAAGCAGAAGCAAAGCAGAUGAUUCCUACAAGAGGCAGUGCUCUCGCAGCAUGGAAACAAGCAAGCACAAUCGUAAUAAGCAGGAGUAUUGUAACGACAGCAAGUAUAGAUCUUUCCAUAGCGAAAGAAACAGUCCGAAUGAUGGCAAAAGCUCAGGAAAAUAUCCUCAGCAUAGAUCGCGGAGCAGAGAAGGAAUGGAACAGGACAGGAAUAGGUAUUAUCUUUACAAACGAGAGAGAACUUGGAGUCGAGAAAGAUACCAUCAAGAUCAGCUACGGAGAUGGGAAAAAUGCAAAUACUACAAUGAUUAUUAUUCCUGUUAUGGAACAAGGGAUGGUAGAGAAAGAAAGUCCUUUUAUUGUGAUAAAGACUGUGACAAAUGGAAUCAAACUUACAACAGGUCACAUAAGGAUUAUCAUAGCAAAAGCAGACAGCCUCACAGUGCAUUCUCUAGAGAUGAAGAUGUGUAUCACUUAGGCAGCCACAGAGCAAAUUUACAUCAUUGUUCAGUACCUCAGCAGUACUCGGAAAAAUACUCUCGUGAAAGGCACGCACUUCCACCUGGGCCAGGUCAUUCACAUUUUGAGGACUCUUCCUGGGAAAAUGAAAAAGCAAAACAAAGAAACAGCAAAAGAAAAUACACCUAUGGAGAAGGAAGCGGAAGCGAGACAGAAAAGAAAUGCCGAAAGACAGAUGACCAAAGAAUGAAGAAAGAAGUGAAGAAGGUCAAGAAGAAAAAGAAGUCCAAAGAGAAACAUCGAGAGAAGGAUUACAAACAUUAUGAUUUGGAUUUCUCUGUGCUCCGCUUUGAGAAUGACAAUCGCAAACAUAAGAAAAAGAAGAAAAAGAAGGAACAAAUCAGGAAACCAAAAGACUUCCUGGAAUAUUUAGAUGCUCGUUUCCAGAAUAAAACACGGGAGAAGAAGGAAGAAUCCUGUCCUCCAGGCGACUCCUUAAGUGAGCAAUACAGAAACCAGGGCAGGGUUUCCUCCAAGGCAGGGAAUCCUUCAAGUCCAGCAGGUAACAGCAAGAAAAGGAGCUCCAUCACAUCCAGUGAGGAUGUUAAAGGCUCCCGGGCCGCGCUCCGGCCCCGCGGCCUCCGCCUCCCGCCCCGCCCGGGCCUGGAGCUGCCGCCGCCCGUGUCUGCGGGCCCGGCCGGCCCGGGACGUCCCGGUGCGGCCAGACACACCGAGGUGGGAAAACAUCCUGAAAGUUUGGGUCUUCAGGCAAAUACGUCCCAGUCAAGAGGAGAACCACUUGAUGCACGGAUUAUACGCAGUUACUUAACGAAAGGCUUCAGCUCCAAGGCAGGACACCAUCUCCUGCCUAAAGGUAGAUACCAGCUGGAAUUAUGGACUUUUUCAAAUGAAAAACGUGUUUUUAUUUUGUGCGUUUCCCGGUUACCUCCGAAUUGUUUUGAAAAUGCGAUCACGCGCCUAGGAAGCCCUGUCAAACCACCAGCCCAGCCCUGUCACGGCGCUGCUGUGCAAACAGGGGAGCACGAAGGUGACGGGGCCGCGCUGGGAGGCACCGGUGUGAGGGCUGUGAGCGGCAGUUCUUACAAGGCUGGAGAAUUCCAGGAGGUGUCACCUUCCUGGAUCUCCCGUUUCAAAGCAUCAAAUGCCUGUGAAUGUGUUCGGGUGUUUUCACGUGCAAAGCCUAAACUCGCACCAGCCCUGUCAUCUUACUCCUUUCCUAGUAACUUAGUGUUGCUUAAGCCACAACAAAUCUACAACAUGAGAGAGGUUUUGCUGAAUAAAAAGCAGAUUAACCCAGUCAUCAAAUCUCACUGCUGCUCGCGAGUGAACGAGCAGGCAGGAAUGAGUUUGAUCCUGCGGGCAAACACCGCUCCCCAUCCGUGCUUAGCGCAGGGUCUGCAGGCUCAAACUUUUGCUGCUUGGACCUGUACGUAUUUCAGUGCAGAUCAACCAAGCCCUUUGUGCCCGGUGCCCCUGCCCCUCGCCUGCAGAACCGCCUCCCGGCUCGGGCUGCAGGAGGGUUCAUUUCGCGUUCCUGGCGUGGUGCCGGGAUUAGUUGUUACCGACAGUAAAACCGGCACAGCGCGUGUGUGUUCGGGCUGUUUCCUCCUUCGCUCUGUUCCUUUGGCUCUCAGGAGCGCUGCCGUGUGGAAGUGCAGCCUGGAGCUGAGAGAUGUAAACGUGCCUGCUCUUCGGAACAGAGGUAGAAAAUGCAGUUCUGAUGGUUGCAGUGCUGUAAAUGGGACUGUGGCCAGUGCAGACUUCAGGUGUGAAAAGAUGGUUUCUGCAACCAAGAGUUGUUCCAUCCAUCGCUCUCCAAAUGUUCUGAUCCUGUCACUGAAAAGGUUCACAAAUGACACUGGUGGAAAGAUCAACAAGGAAGUAAAAUACCCUGAAUAUUUGGACCUCCGGACAUACAUGUCCCAAUCAAGUGGAGAACCACUCUGGUACAGAGUAUAUGUGGUGCUGGUUCAUAAAGGCAUGGAGUAUGGGGCACUACAUCUGCUACAUAAAGUUGGGUAUCAGCUUGAUUUCUAA
Messenger RNA from Chaetura pelagica (chimney swift), 5382 nucleotides. RefSeq names its product ubiquitin specific peptidase 42 (gene USP42). The coding region runs from base 1 to 5382 and encodes 1793 amino acids. Lineage: Eukaryota; Metazoa; Chordata; Aves; Apodiformes; Apodidae. Gene Ontology annotation, cellular component: nucleus; cytosol. The transcript is spliced from 24 exons. Gene Ontology annotation, biological process: protein deubiquitination; regulation of apoptotic process. Gene Ontology annotation, molecular function: cysteine-type endopeptidase activity; cysteine-type deubiquitinase activity. The record is from RefSeq and is a predicted model, not a curated record.